UACGCCCUGUGCCCGCUGUAUAUACCCCGGGCUCAAAGUAUCAUCGUCACCAUAGCUUACGACAUGUUAGACGGCAGCAUUGCUGUUCUCAGAGUACAUUUGUCUGGCCAUCAUGUCAUUCCCUUACUCGUACUCCAUCCUCGGACUGGUACCUGGCCUGAUAUUCACCGUCCUCGUGGCUGCGAUGGUCCUCUACACGUCCCUCGUGCUAUGGGAAUUCUGCAUGCGCCACCCCGAAGUCCGCGAUGUCUGUGACAUCGGACAGAUGCUGUUCUGGAACAAGAAAUGGGCCUGGUACGCGACCGCCGUCAUGUUCCUCCUCAACAACACCUUCAUCCAGGGCUUCCACUGCCUCGUCAGCGCAAACUACCUGAACACCAUCUCGCAACAUGGCCUCUGCACAAUCGGUUUCUCCGCCAUUGCCGCCGUCGUCUGCUGGGUAUGCUCUCUCCCACGCACCUUCUCCGUGCUCGCCCGUCUGGCCACCGCAUCCGCAUUCUUCACCUUCAUCUCCGUCUUUCUCGCCAUGGUCUUCGCCGCCAUCGAGGACGCCCCCACCGGUUUCCCCUCCAAGGGUCCCAUCCAAGUCCUCGCCAUCCCCCAGGCCGGCACCACCUUCGUCAUGGGCACAAACGCAUUCAUGAACAUCUCCUACACCUUCAUCGGCCAAAUCACCAUCCCCUCCUUCAUCGCCGAGAUGAAGGAACCCCGCGACUUCCCCAAAGCGCUCUGGGCCGUCACCAUCUGCGAAGUCAUCGUCUUCGGCCUCGUCGGCUCCAUCGUGUACGCCUACACCGGCACAAACUACAACACCGCCCCCGCCUUCGGCUCCCUCGGCAACCUCACCUACCGCAAGGUCAGCUUCAGCUUCAUGAUCCCCACCCUCAUCUUCCUCGGCGUGCUGUACGCCAGCGUCAGCGCCCGCUUCAUCUUCUUCCGCAUCUUCAAGGGCACCAAGCAUCUCAGCCACCACACCCCGCUUGGCUGGGCCGUGUGGGCCGGUAUCCUCGCGCUCACCUGGGUGGCCGCUUUCAUCAUUGCCGAGGUCAUCCCCUUCUUCUCUGAUCUGCUGAGCAUUAUGAGCUCGCUGUUUGACUCGUUCUUCGGGUUUAUCUUCUGGGGCGUCGCGUAUAUUCGUAUGCGGAGGGCGGAUCAUGGGCCGGAUUUUUAUAAGAUUCGUGGAUGGCGCGGGUGGGUGGGUAUUGUUGUUAAUGUGGUCUUGAUUUUUAUCGGGCUGUUCUUUUUGUCUGGUGGGACUUAUGCUUCGGUGCAGAGUAUUAUUGAUGGUUAUCAUGCAGAUAGUUUCGGGGGGCCGUUCUCGUGCGCGUCGAAUGGGUUUCCGGAUGAGUAUGUUCCGGCAUGAUGGGGAUAUGUGGGUGGCUGUUUUUUUGGGGAAUAUCAAAAUUAGGAUAUAGAGAUGUAUACCUGUUCGAUAUGAGUGUUACGACGCACUGUGCAACGCAUGUGGAUAGAUAGAUGAAUGAAUGAAUGAACGGGUUGAGUUGC
Molecule: messenger RNA, 1506 nt
Organism: Pseudovirgaria hyperparasitica
Lineage: Eukaryota; Fungi; Ascomycota; Dothideomycetes; Acrospermales; Acrospermaceae
Exons: 2
Coding region: 113-1363 (416 amino acids)
Biological process (GO): amino acid transmembrane transport
Cellular component (GO): vacuolar membrane
Molecular function (GO): amino acid transmembrane transporter activity
Source: RefSeq, a predicted model, not a curated record